Messenger RNA from Pteropus alecto (black flying fox), 2962 nucleotides. RefSeq names its product Sec61 translocon alpha 2 subunit (gene SEC61A2). The transcript is spliced from 11 exons. NCBI's taxonomy places the organism in Eukaryota, Metazoa, Chordata, Mammalia, Chiroptera, Pteropodidae. Gene Ontology annotation, molecular function: transmembrane protein transporter activity; ribosome binding; signal sequence receptor activity. The record is from RefSeq and is a predicted model, not a curated record. Gene Ontology annotation, cellular component: Sec61 translocon complex; membrane. The coding region runs from base 784 to 2037 and encodes 417 amino acids. Gene Ontology annotation, biological process: SRP-dependent cotranslational protein targeting to membrane, translocation; post-translational protein targeting to membrane, translocation.
UCGGAGGCCUCCGCCGAGGCUCCUCCGGCUGUGUGAGGCCUCGUCCGGGGCGGCUGCUCCGACUGGGUCCUGGAGGCCCGGCGUUGGCGCUCCGUAGGUGGCGAGGAGAAGAGGACGGCGCCGGAAGGCCAUUGGUUUUGGGGGCGGGGAAUUAGGGAACCUAGAGACCUUUGAAUUUUUCAUGGUUUUAGAAGCUCAUAUUUUUAUUCCCAAAUCGCCCUUCCGUGGCAUGUUAGUUGUGAUGAAUAAAGCUCCCUGACUUGUUUAAUUUUUGGAAAAGUGAUGCAUGGCAUGUAUUUUAGGGGAAGAACGGAGUGCAAUUGGUAGCAUACCGUUUUCCUUAAAAAUUUCGUUCUCUAGCGUUUACUGAAAACUCACUGUGUAAGGUUGUAUACGCCUUAAGGACAAGGCCUUGUGUUAUAGGGAUCUUUUGAGGGUCCUUUCCUAAACUCACAACACCACAUAUAUUCACAUAUAUGUUUCCGUAGCUCUUUAGAUGUUUGUAGGAUGAAUGGGUAACUGCACACCGAAGCUGUGCACCCAUUGGCCAACUAGUGGACUUUUGGGGGAAACUAGAAAGGAAGUAGAGGAGGCACUUAUCUUGAAUUUACAGUAUAAGAGGUAAAAGUCCGCAACGCAGGAGUAGACAUGUAGCAGACAAAAGCAUUGCUUGAACCUGAAUGCACUCCAAGUCAAAUUUUUAGAAGUUAUCAAACCUUUCUGUGCAGUAUUACCAGAAAUUCAGAAACCUGAAAGAAAAAUCCAGUUUAGAGAGAAGGUACUAUGGACUGCUAUAACUCUCUUCAUUUUCUUAGUAUGUUGUCAGGAACUUUAAUGGAAUUGGGUAUCUCCCCAAUUGUAACAUCGGGUUUGAUUAUGCAGUUGUUAGCUGGAGCCAAAAUUAUUGAAGUUGGAGAUACACCCAAAGACAGAGCUUUAUUCAAUGGAGCCCAGAAACUAUUUGGUAUGAUCAUUACCAUCGGGCAAGCCAUUGUAUACGUCAUGACGGGCAUGUAUGGGGACCCUGCCGAAAUGGGUGCUGGAAUCUGUCUCCUUAUCAUUAUUCAGUUGUUUGUUGCUGGUUUGAUUGUGCUGCUGUUAGAUGAGCUGCUACAGAAGGGUUACGGCCUGGGGUCUGGUAUUUCCCUCUUUAUUGCCACCAACAUCUGUGAAACCAUUGUCUGGAAGGCCUUUAGUCCCACUACUAUUAACACUGGCCGAGGUACCGAGUUUGAGGGUGCAGUCAUAGCCCUCUUUCAUUUACUGGCCACCAGGACAGACAAAGUCCGAGCUUUAAGGGAGGCUUUCUACCGUCAGAACUUACCCAAUCUCAUGAACCUCAUUGCUACCGUUUUUGUGUUCGCUGUUGUUAUAUAUUUCCAGGGAUUUCGUGUUGACUUGCCCAUUAAGUCGGCCCGCUAUCGAGGACAGUACAGUAGCUAUCCCAUUAAGCUCUUCUAUACCUCGAACAUUCCCAUUAUUCUUCAGUCAGCCUUGGUGUCAAACCUGUACGUUAUUUCCCAGAUGCUAUCUGUUCGGUUUAGUGGCAACUUUUUAGUUAAUUUACUAGGACAGUGGGCGGACGUUAGUGGAGGAGGGCCUGCUCGCUCUUACCCAGUGGGAGGCCUGUGUUAUUACCUGUCUCCUCCUGAGUCCAUGGGCGCCAUCUUUGAGGAUCCUGUCCAUGUGGUUGUUUAUAUCAUCUUCAUGCUGGGGUCAUGUGCAUUCUUUUCUAAGACGUGGAUAGAAGUAUCUGGUUCCUCAGCUAAAGAUGUAGCUAAACAGCUUAAAGAACAGCAAAUGGUAAUGAGGGGCCACAGAGAUACCUCUAUGGUUCAUGAGCUUAAUAGGUAUAUCCCCACUGCAGCUGCGUUCGGUGGGUUGUGCAUUGGCGCCCUGUCGGUGCUGGCCGACUUCCUCGGGGCCAUCGGCUCUGGCACUGGAAUUCUGCUCGCAGUCACUAUUAUAUAUCAGUAUUUUGAAAUAUUUGUUAAGGAGCAGGCUGAAGUAGGCGGGAUGGGUGCUUUGUUUUUCUAAAUGUUCCAAUACUUCUGUUAGCGUGAAAGGGAAAACAUUUUGACACAUUGUGUUUGUCAAAUGACACAGGUUCCCCUUUUCUCCCCUCAGUUUGUUUUCAAGUGCUAACUGCCCCGUUUCUGGAAUGGGCACCAAGCUAAGCCUGUGUGCAGCAUUAGUACCAGCUGCCUUAAAACUAAAGUUUACAUUACUCGUUAGAAAACGUACAAGCAGUGUUGCCUGUGAUGCUGGAAACCAGUGUACCUGCCUUGCCAUGUUCAGGGGUGACGGUGAGAUGGUGACGGGGGUCAGUUUUGCACACAACAUUCACAACACUCAGUAUUCCCCCCACUUGUUUAAAAAUAAACAUAGUUCAAAUUGCCACUUUUCAGUAUUUUGGGGCUUAUUUCAUGAGUUCUGGAACAUUUAUAUCUAAUCUAUAUUUUAGAUAUAAUUACUUUUUAUACUUUUUAAACUCAGUGUCCACGUUCCAACCCUCCCUCCCCGUCUCUCCCCUUUUAUUUGUCCCCUCUCAAAGCAGACACUUAGCCCAGAUGGGCAAGAUCAAGUUUCAGACUUGUCAUUGGAAAGCACUGCUUGUAGUCACUGUUCCUGUUUUCCAUUCUUCUUCCUUCCCAGUGACAGCACAGUCGGUGCUGUUUUUACUGUAUUGGCUAUGCCUUCGAAUUCCAAGUCACUUGAGAAUGCUUUCAGAUACUAUGCCCUCCGUGGGUUUUUUUUUUGUUUUUUAAUCCCUAAAGCAGAUAUAAUUCUCAAGCAAUGUCUGUAGUUCAGUGGGGGUGAACAAUGAGUAAAUUCAUGCUAGGAAUCUGUGUACAUUAUUGUACUUUAUAGCAGCAACAUGAGUGUAAACAGUAGACAAUAAACUUUUAUUUAAUACAACUGUUUCAGUUACGUUGGGAAAAUAAAAAAAUAUGCUAUCAAA